This is a messenger RNA of Lucilia cuprina (Australian sheep blowfly), 4601 nucleotides long. RefSeq lists its product as uncharacterized. Bases 291 to 4097 code for a protein of 1268 amino acids. Gene Ontology annotation, cellular component: centriole; centriolar satellite. The record is from RefSeq and is a predicted model, not a curated record. The transcript is spliced from 6 exons. Lineage: Eukaryota; Metazoa; Arthropoda; Insecta; Diptera; Calliphoridae. Gene Ontology annotation, biological process: cilium assembly; centriole elongation.
CUUGGUGUGCGCCGGUGCUUGAUACAUUUCUGCGCUGUUUAACCAAUUUAGUGUAUUCCUAAUGAAUGUUCUGGAAGGGCAGAAGUAUUGUUAAGAUAAAAAAUAGUGAAAAAUUUUUAGUUGGUGCGUAUAUUGCCAGUGUAUGUGUGUGUUUGUGUGAAGAAAAAAUUUUUCCACUGUUAAAGGGAUAAAAAAAUAGUUUUUUUUUAAAGAAAUUUUUAAUAAUUUUUUUCGUUUAUUUAAAUUGGGCAUUAUUAUAAUAAAUAAAUAAAACAAUGGCUAAAUAAAUAAUGAACGGUUUUGUUUAUAAAUUACCACCAGCAAAUGUGCCCGAAGAAGUUAAGUGUGAACAAAAAGAUUUGCAAGGAUAUUUGGAACUAGAAGUGAGUCUUAUAAAUUUCAUAACCAAUACAAUAGAAACAAACAGUGGAAAAUUACCAGAACAUAAAAUAAUAAGUGUAAAGGGUAUAAAAGAAAAAGCUAAAAAGCAGAAUACUAAUGACACACCUUUAAAUGGUAUAAUAAUUAAUAAUAAAAAUAGUGCAAGUGUUAAUGAAAAACAUAAAGAAAUAGGCUCUACUACUAAAGACAGCAGCAAAGAUAUAGUGGGAAACGUUAAACACUAUCAUACACUAGACAAUAUACAGGUGAAAAUUGUUUGGUGUGGGGAACGUAAGGAAGACGCCGCCAAUCUAAAUAUCAGCUGUAACCAAAACCAAACGAUAAAGCAGGAGCCGCAAACGCAUAAGGAAUAUUGUAAAUUGUAUAAUAGCAAAAGAAAAUACAAUCAACAACAUUUUAAAAGGCAACAACAGAACGACCACAACCAGUCAAAAGAAAAACAAGCCAAUAAUAGACAACAUUUGCCAUUGUCUGCCAAUAAUAAAUUGCGGUACCGUAUUUGUACGAGUGGCGCGCUAUUCUUAGAAUACUUGAGUUCUUGCAAACCCAUUGAAAUUAUUGUCACUGCUUCUACGACUAGUGGCAGUUGUUCGACAGCAGCUAAACCCCUGGGACAGGCACAAUUGCGUUUGCCUUUGGUGUUGUUGAAAAAAUUCAAACAUAACAUUGUCAAAGGUCAUAAUUUUGCCUAUAAAACUAAAGUGUAUACGUUGUAUAAGACCAAUCAAGAAACACUUGAUAAUAAACUUGUAAAAUCGGGUGAAAUACAAUUGAUUUUUAAAAUGUUAUUUGCUCCCACGGCAGCCGCUUCUGCUACUGCGGUAGCAGCUGCACAACCUGGAGAACAUCAUCUACAUAAUAAUCAUUGUCACCAUCAUCAUCGUCAUCAUCAUUUGGUGGGGGGCAAAGCCAAUCAUCAGAUGCCCGAAGAUGUUCAAGGUGACAUCCCUAAACGUUUAACUUCACAGACAAAAUCUGAAGAGAUUGUGGAAGCCAUGAAGAAAUUAGAUGCUAAACUGGUGGCCUAUUUGGCUGGGGAAACUGAUAUCACUUCAAAACUUACCAACUGUGAGGAAGAGAACGAAGUCAAUUUAAAUUUGGAAAAUCAAAGUUUUACCAAUAAUUUAGAGGACUUGUUGCCUGCUACAAAAUUCAAUAUCUUCAAAUCGAUUAAUAGCAUUAAAUUGGAAAUGGAGGCAUUGACUCUGCAGCCAGAGGGUACUAAAUGCAUGCAUUUAUUACAAAAUGAAAUUGAACCCAUUUUUACCGUGGAAUGUCAACUUUCUAAUGAGUUGAUUAAGCAAGUGCCACGCCAUGAUAUGUUCCAUAUAAUGCAAUUCGAAUCGGAGAAAUUUCAAUCAUUAACCCAGUGUACACGCUUUGGCCAACAGGCAGAACGUGCUGUUAAACUAGCUAUCGAUCAGGAGUUAAGUGAUGAGAACGCCAAUGAAACUGUAGUGGAUUUUGGUCGCAUACAUUUUACUGUAUGGUGGCGUGAACCGGGCACCUGCCUUAAUGAAAUGUUAGGCAUGGGUGUCUUGGAAAUCAAUGAUCUUUACAAUGCCUCACUGCUGGAACAGUGUAAACGCAUUGAAAUCCAAAGACGUGGCAAAAGUUUGGCCUGUCUUUAUUUUAAAAUCAAACUACAACGUGAUGGCAUGAAUACAACAGCAGCAGAAAUCAAACGUGAAUUGUUUUUGCCUCAGCAAUUGUCUUCGUCGGAUAGUGAUAGUGAGAAAACCCCAGCUACUGAUAAGAAACAACAGCAACAGACAGCACAAUGUGGUAUAAAUACUGCCGUCGCCGCAGCUGCCGCCACCAGCAGCAGCAGCAAACUCAGUGCUACCGAUAAAGCCUCUGCACAAAAUAAUAAUGUUAAAUUUGAAACCACAAAUUUUGAUGAUGAAACCUCUAAGAUACGCUUACUCAAAGGUUUUAUAAGUGCCAAUGAAACAAGAAACUUAGAAAUCUCCCAACAACCACAGACAUUUUUAGUAUGUCGACGCUUCUGGUUGGAUGAACCGGCCACCGCAAAAGCCGAUACAACUUGCAAAUUUAAUUAUCAAGAGCAAUUUUCCGUUAUUAACGAUGAUAAGUUUUUACAAAGUGUCGACAAACAGUAUUUACACUUGGAGCUGUGGCAGCGCAUGAGUUGUGAUGAUGGCAAUGGUAAUCCGGAAGAAAAUGCUCAACCUGUAGGUGUGGUGCGCAUGCCUUUGCAUCAGUUUUUUAUAGCAUACCGGGAUGCAGCCAUUACCAAUCAUUUGUGCAAGGGAAAGCUUCCUGUUAUCUCCAUUGAUGCUUGGGCUCCCAUAAUAAAUUGCCAAACUGGCUUGAAUGUAGGAGAAAUUAAAUGCCUAUUGGCAGUGGGUAGUGAUGAACAAAUAAAAAAUCUUAAAGAAUCUAGAGGCUUACAGGCUAACACAACUUUUUCAGAGAGUUUAUUAGCAGAUAAGGAUUUUAUAACCAAAUUACAACCCUUACAAAUACCAACCAGUUCUAAGGUUCCCCAACCAACAAAACAAACUCCACCAACUAGCAGUGGUUCCCCUUUGACAGCGGCAAAAAUUAAGAAAACUUCUGAUCUCUUGGAUAUGUUACAAAAAGUCCUUAUGACCUCUCCAGCAACUGCCGGCGACUGUCAACCUCCUAGGACUGCCACAGCAACUGCGACUACAGUCGAUACUAAACCAUCCAGUGUGACAGCCUCGACUUUAACUCCUCUAAAGCCCACAAAUGUUAAACUUUUCCGAUUCUCUUUGGAAAUACAAAAAGCCAUUGGUCUACCUUUGAAUCCAGCUUCUAAAGCUAAAAAAGGUUAUUCCAAGCGUAAUGCUUCCAAGCGUUUUCCACCCAAUGAAGCUCCUAGUUGUUAUGUUACAUUCCAAGCCGAUGAGGGUCAAUAUCCCACAUAUAAAUCACAUGAGGGUAUGGUUUUUGCCACUAAUAUUGUAGAGAAAUCAACUCAUCCGCAGUGGCAGCAACGUUUUCGUCUAGCUGCUUCCAUAGAUUAUUUGAAAAUUCCCCAAAAACUCUUCAUUUUAAAAGUGUUGAAAAAAUCUUCACUCGAUAUGGCUCAAGGUCGCCAACAACCCACACCCAUGGAAGAUGCCAUCAUAGGUUUAACAGCUCUCGAUCUAAGUGCAUUCACCAGAGGUCUACACAUUGCGGGCACCUUUAAUAUAGUCGAUUUUAAUGGACGUAUUAAUGGUCAAUUGUUGGUGCGUUGUCAACCAUUAGAGGAUAUAACACCAGCCAUAAAAGCAGGCAACACAACAUCAACGGCAACGGUAGCAGCAACUGCAACAGCAUCAUCUGCAGCAGGAGCAUCAGUGGAUUCUGUUAUCGAUCAAUUUGAACAAACUUUAGAUUUAACGCAUUUAAAUCUAGGACAAGCUAUAAAACGCAAAUUUACCGAAUUGGAAGGUAUAUCACAGCGUUUAAGAGCACGUCUGGGUGAUGUUACCGGCGCCGAGUUAAAUAAAAAUUUCGAUUUACAGUCCUUAAAUGACUGGCAGCCGAUGGAAAACGAUGCAAAUGAUGAGUUUGAUGAAUUUGAGCAUGAUCUCAAUACUACUCCGCUAGAUGAAGAAGAUACCAUACAAGAGAAGAAUAAAGAAAUGGAUGAACAAAAACUUAAGGAUAACAAAUAUCAAGGGAAAACAGAAAGUGAUGGCAAUGAAAAUAGUGAAUAGUGUUUGUGGUUACGACAUACCUUUGUUGUUUGUCAUCUCUGCACAUUAUUUAUAAUUAGUUUUUUCUUAAUUCUUAUAAACAACACCCACAACCACAACUACUACUACUAUUAUUAUUAUUAUCCCUUACAUUAUCAAUAUAUUAAUAUGAAACCGUAUUCAUAGCACUUUUAUAAUAGUAAUUAUUAUUAUAAUAAUGGCUUUUAUAUUUUAGUAAACGAGUUUAAUUCAUUAUUAUUAUUAUUAUGACAAAAAGACUCGUUAUUUAUUAUUUCCUAUUAAAAAAAAAGAUAACUUCCUUUUAGUUACUGUCUUUUAGUGCUUAAGCCUAGUAUAUGUUGGUUACAAAUUUUAUAGUCAACUGAAAUGUGAAGAAUUUAAUUCGACAAGUGAUUUAUAGUUAAAGAAGAAAACUAUUUUUUAAGAUUUUCUUUGAAUUUCCUUUUUUUUAUUAUUUUCUUAAUUUUAAGUUGAAUGAACUAAAUUAAGCUUUUAAAUUAAACU